AUGGCUAUGUGGGAGUGUACUCGGAAUGAACGCAGGAAAUUAUGGCAAGCUUUGGAGGAUUUACAUCCUGGGGAUCACCAUUGGAUUGUGGUGGGGGAUUUUAACGUGAUUAGAGAGGAUGGGAAGAGGAUUAGAGGUAAUCCUGGAGUCAUGGAUGAGUUCAAUUCUUGCUUGGAUAACUGUGAACUCAUGGAAAUGUCUUUUAGUGGGAGGAGGUUCUCAUGGUGUAAUGAUCAUAAAGGUCACUCUCAUAGCUGGGCAAGGCUUGAUAGAGCGGUUAUGAAUACGAGUUUCUUUAAUACUUUCCCUAAUACUCAUUUGGAGUAUCUAAUGAGGAAGUUGUCGAAUCAUAGUCUUAUUGUUAUCAAUUUUGACAAAUUGGAGAUGAGGAAUGGCCCGUCACCUUUUCGCGUGGGUUGA
Malania oleifera is the source of this 420-nucleotide messenger RNA. RefSeq lists its product as uncharacterized. NCBI's taxonomy places the organism in Eukaryota, Viridiplantae, Streptophyta, Magnoliopsida, Santalales, Ximeniaceae. The transcript has 2 exons. The record is from RefSeq and is a predicted model, not a curated record. The coding region runs from base 1 to 420 and encodes 139 amino acids.